AUGGCCGCCACUACAAAUAUCCACACCGAGGGUCUGGUUGUUGAUAAGCCGGGGGCUGACUUUGUCAUGCGGCCCGUCAUCCUCGACGAGGUCCGCGCCGACGAGGUCCUCGUGGAAAUGAAGUACUCGGGCAUCUGCCAUACGGAUGUCCUGUUCCAGAAUGCCAAGAUUCCCGGCCCCAAGUAUCCCGCCAUCUUUGGCCACGAGGGCGCCGGCAUCAUCAGAGCGCUUGGCAGCAACGUCAAGGAUAAGUCCCUGCAGGUCGGAGACCACGUGCUUUUGUCCUUUAAUGUCUGCGGCAAGUGCAAGCAGUGUCUUGCCGACAACCCGUCCUGCUGCCACAUCCACUCCCCGGUCAACGCGGGCUCGGUCCGCGUGUCGGACGGCUCCACGCCGGCCAGGCUCGCCGACGGAACCCCCGUGAGCAGCCAGUGUUUCGGCCAGUCCUCCUUUGCGCGCAUGUCCGUCGUCGCCGAGAGGUGCGUCGUCAAGUGCCCUUAUCCCGAGUCGCUCUCCUACUACGCGCCCCUGGGCUGCGGGUUCCAGACCGGCGCCGGCACCCUGCUCAACGUCCUGAAGCCAGACAAGACCAAGUCUGUCGUCAUCUUUGGCGUGGGGAGCGUUGGAAUUGCCGCCUUGAUGGCCGCCGCCUACCUCCAGGUCCGGCAACUCAUCGCCGUCGACGUGGUUGAUGAGAAGCUCGACUUUGCCAAGGAAUUCGGCGCCACGCAUGUCGUCAACCCGACUAAACACGCAGACGAGGGCGUGGAAGCCGCCAUCCGGCGCAUCACCGAUGGCGGUGCCGACUAUGCCAUUGAUUGCACCGGGCGCAUCCCCGUUAUUGAAUCGUUGUUUGGAUGUCUGGCUCCAAGGGGGACUGCAACCACUGUUGGGGUGCCGCCUCCAGAUAGCAUCGUCAGAAUUGAGCCCCAGACCUUUUUGAUGGAGAACAAGAGCUACAUUGGUGUGCUGGAAGGGGGUUCCCACCCCCAAAAGGUUGGUUUUGUGCACUACAAGUCUUGUGUGGAUUUUGCCUUCUAA
Molecule: messenger RNA, 1041 nt
Organism: Metarhizium robertsii ARSEF 23
Lineage: Eukaryota; Fungi; Ascomycota; Sordariomycetes; Hypocreales; Clavicipitaceae
Product: Alcohol dehydrogenase superfamily, zinc-type
Exons: 2
Coding region: 1-1041 (346 amino acids)
Biological process (GO): formaldehyde catabolic process
Cellular component (GO): cytosol
Molecular function (GO): S-(hydroxymethyl)glutathione dehydrogenase [NAD(P)+] activity; zinc ion binding
Source: RefSeq, a predicted model, not a curated record